AGCUGCUCUGUUUCUAUGUUAUUAGUUGGUAGGUGGGCAACAGUGUUUGCACUCUGGGGUGUUUUUCUUUUAGGAUAAGCAGAUCGCAGUUCCUAAGGUAGCUCUCGCGCGUCACAACUGGAUUUGUGCCCUCAUCCCAACCGUUGGUAUAUGCAUCAUCCGAUCCAGCGGCUCUGUGUUGGGGCCACCACAUGCGGUUAAUAACUAAUCUCCUUUUUUUUAGCUAAAAAAGUUGCAAGUAAUCUCCUGUUUUGUACUCUCAAAAAAAAGAAGUAGGGAAGCAGAGUUCUUAUAUAAAACGAAUGCGAUUCUAGGAUUUAUAAAUUUUGGGUCCGUCACAAACAGAAAAAAUUAAACAACCGAAGAAGGCUCAACAUAUCCCAACAGAGGGCGCACUCUGUUGAGUCGUCGGCGACUGCCAAACGACUUUAAUCAGCGCGAGAUUGAUCUUUCUGUUUAACUGUUGAUCGUUCUGAGUCGUCAUCUGAUAAAGGAGUUAUUAGGUUAUCAAUCAUGAAGCAAUCACUCUUGGACAAGGCAGCUUCUUCCCAAUCUGGGGCAACGAGCAGUAAUAGAUCACUUUUCACAGAUGCUGGAUGGUUUAGCAUUAUCACUUUCUCUUGGAUGGGCCCUUUACUUGAUCUCGGCAGAAGGAAAACGCUAGAUCUUGAUGAUGUGCCACUCUUGGAUGACCAUGACAGUUUUCAUGGGGUCCUCCCUAACAUCAAGGCAAAGCUUGAGUGGGUUUCUGCAACAAGGCAGUACACAAGCAUUAAGCUGGCCAAAGCUAUUUUCCUCACAACGUGGAGACUAAUCCUUGUCACUGCAGUUUAUGCCUUACUCAGUGCUGUUGCUUCAUAUGUUGGUCCCUACCUGAUUCAGUACUUUAUCGACUACCUGAAUACAAGCCCAAGAUACAGUAAACAAGGCUACCUAUUAGCAUUGGCAUUUGUUGCGGCCCAAUUCAUUGAAGGCCUCUCAACAAGGCAUUUGCACUUCAGACUACAACAAGUAGGCGUGCGUGCCCAGUCAGCACUUGUUGCUAUUGUUUACCAAAAAGUCCUUGCCCUCUCUAAUCAGUCCAGGCAAAGCAGCUCAAGUGGAGAGAUGAUCAAUGUUAUGAGCCUUGAUGCCGAGUGCGUGGCAGGUUUCAGUCGGUGCAUGCACGAUCUUUGGCUGAUUCCUGUGCAAAUUAUCUUAGCCAUGCUUAUCUUGUACUCCACACUUGGUUUGGCAGCAUUUGCCGCCCUUGCUGCCACUGUUUUGACAAUGCUGGCUAAUAUACCAAUAGGGAGGAUGGAGCAAAAUUAUCAAGAGAAAACGAUGAGUGCCAAGGAUGCCAGGAUGAGGGCUACGUCUGAGAUCUUGAAGAACAUGCGUGUUCUCAAGCUUCAAGGAUGGGAAAUGAUCUUCUUGUCCAAGAUCAUGGAGUUGAGGAAGGAAGAGAUGAAUUGGCUAAAGAAAAACGUAUACACUUCGGCUAUGCUUAUAUCUGUCUUCUUUGGUGCUCCUGCUUUCGUUGCUAUGAUCACUUUUGGAACUUGCAUCCUUUUGGGCAUUCCACUAGAAACUGGUAAAGUAUUAGCUGCUUUGGCAACAUUUCGGCAGCUUCAAGGACCUAUCAAUGGUCUCCCCGACACAAUCUCUAUGGCCGUCCAGAGCAAAGUAUCACUUGAUAGGAUAUGCUCAUUUCUAGGACUUGAGGAGCUAUCGUGUGAUGCUGUAACUAAACUUCUGACAGGUACCACCGAUGUAUCAAUUGAGAUAAGGAACGGUCAUUUCUCUUGGAAUAGGUCCUCGCAAGUGCCUACUCUGCAAGACCUGAACUUCCGUAUACAACAAGGUAUGAAGGUUGCCAUCUGUGGAACAGUUGGAUCUGGUAAAUCAAGUUUACUGUCUUGCAUACUCGGAGAAAUACCAAAAUUGUCAGGAGAAGUUCAAACUUGUGGAAGGAUUGCUUUUGUCAGCCAGUCACCUUGGAUACAAAGUGGGAAAAUUGAAGACAAUAUACUUUUUGGCACGCAAAUGAAUAGGGAAAGGUAUGAAAAGGUCCUUGAAGUAUGCUCUCUGAUAAAGGAUCUGAAUAUAUUACCGCUGGGUGACCAGACGAUUAUAGGAGAGAGAGGCAUUAACCUUAGUGGCGGACAAAAACAAAGGAUACAAAUUGCCCGUGCUUUGUACCAAGAUGCUGAUAUCUUUCUGUUUGACGAUCCAUUUAGUGCGGUUGAUGCUCAUACUGGGUUGCACUUAUUCAAGGAGUGCUUGCUUGGAAUUUUAGCUUCAAAAACUGUCUUGUAUGUUACACAUCAUAUUGAAUUCUUACCCUCAGCUGAUGUUAUCCUGGUCUUGAAAGAUGGAAAAAUAACACAAAAAGGGGAUUACACUGAAAUUAUUAAUUCUGGAGAAGAGUUAAUGGAAUUAGUUGUGUCACAUAAGGAUGCCUUAUCCACUCUAGACAUGUUGGAGCUUCCAGGUAGUCAUUCUGAUAGUAGUCAUCAUCCUGAUGGCAAUAGAAGCACCCUAUUCACAGAAGACGGGGAAAAUGAUCAUAAAAUUGAAGGAGAAGGAAUUGUUGGAAAUGGUCAACUUGUACAAGAAGAAGAGAGGGAGAAAGGCCGGGUUGGAUUUGUUGUCUACUGGAAAUAUAUUACAAUGGCAUACAAGGGAGCACUUGUGCCACUUAUUUUGCUAUCUCAGAUCAUUUUUCAAUUUCUUCAAAUUGGAAGCAAUUUAUGGAUGGCUUGGGCAGCUCCAAUAUCUAAAGAUGUGGAUCCUCCAGUCAGUAGCUUAAUGAUGAUAAAUGUAUAUGUUGCAUUAGCACUUGUUACCUCAUUGUGCAUCUUCAUACGGUCCCAUCUUCUUGUCAUGGCUGGAUGUAAGACUGCCACUAUACUAUUUCAUAAGAUGCAUCAAUGCAUCUUCCGAGCUCCGAUGUCUUUCUUUGACUCUACUCCUAGUGGACGCAUCUUGAAUAGAGCUUCGACCGACCAAAGCGCAGUGGAUAUCAGAAUUUUUGACCUGAUGGGCUACCUUCUGUUUCCGGCCUUCGAACUUGUUGGAACAGUUGUUCUAAUGUCAAGGGUUGCAUGGCCAGUCUUUGUAAUUUUUGUCCCCGUUAUUGUUGCAUCCCUGUGGUAUCAGCGAUAUUACAUAAAUGCUGCUAGGGAGUUGCAAAGGUUAAUUGGAGUUUGCAGAGCCCCUGUGAUGCAGCAUUUUGCUGAAUCGAUUACUGGCUCAAAUAUCAUUAGAUGCUUUAAUAAGGAAGGUCAGUUCAUCAGUUCUACCGGUCAUUUGAUGGAUAACUUUUCUCGGCCAUGUUUAUAUAAUGCUGCUGCAUUGGAAUGGCUGAGCUUGCGCUUGGAUAUUCUUUCAUUAUUUAUUUUCGGGUUCUCCUUAAUACUUCUGGUCAGCUUCCCAACUGAUCUAAUCGAUCCAAAGACAGCUGGCCUUGCAGUCACUUACGGACUAAGUCUGGGUAUGCUACAAGGGUGGGCUAUUGCGGUCCUGUGUUGUUUGGAAAAUUCAAUGAUAUCUGUAGAAAGAAUGUUGCAAUACACGACUAUUCCUUCUGAGCCACCUCUUACAAUAUCAGAAAGUAGACCGAAUUGCCAGUGGCCAGCAAAGGGAGAAAUCGAGCUUCGUAACGUUUAUGUGAAAUAUGCACCGCAAUUGCGUUUUGUUUUGAAAGGCCUGACCUUCACCUUACCAGGAGGAAUGAAGACCGGUAUAGUUGGAAGGACAGGUGGUGGAAAGUCGACCUUGAUACAGGCACUAUUCCGCAUCAUCGAUCCAUGCAUUGGGCAAAUAUUGAUAGAUGGCAUAGACAUCUGCACCAUUGGGCUGCAUGACCUACGGACAAGACUGAGCAUCAUUCCACAAGAUCCUGUUAUGUUUGAGGGGACUCUGCGCAGCAACAUCGAUCCUCUGAAUGAAUAUAGUGAUGAGCAAAUCUGGGAGGCAUUGGACUCGUGUCAUCUUGGAGAUGAAAUUAGAAAGACUGGGCAUAAGCUUGAAUCUACAGUCAUAGAGAACGGCGAAAACUGGAGCGUGGGUCAGCGGCAGCUUGUUUGUUUGGGAAGGGUUAUACUGAGAAAGAGGAGGAUUUUGGUUUUGGAUGAAGCAACUUCUUCAGUGGAUCCAAUAACCGACAGUUUGAUUCAAAAAACCUUAAAGCAGCACUUCACCGAAUGCACAGUAGUUACGAUAGCGCAUCGUAUCACGUCAGUUCUUGAUAGUGAGAAGGUCAUUCUUCUGGACAACGGUGAAAUUGCAGAGCACGACUCACCUGCGACGUUGCUUGAAGACACUUCAUCCUUGUUUUCCAAACUCGUGUCAGAAUAUACCAUGGGAUCAAAUUUUAGGUGAAAGAUGCAAGAAGGGCUUGAAUUAUUCGAGCCUGCUUUCCAACUUGAAGCGCACGUUCUGGCUAAAAUUUCCUGGUAGUUUAUUCUUUAGAAGAAAAAAAACCGGUUGUUCAGAAACUCUAUAUUUCUUCGUCACAAGAACGUGUGAUAAUUGUAAUGGAACAAAUUCGUGCGUAUACUCAAUAUAGUUGUUAUCUUCACGUCAAUAGAGUGAUGGAGAGUAUUCAUGUACAAACGGAAUUUUUAUCGCAACAUCUGGACAAUAGUAUAUGAUGAUCAAA
Molecule: messenger RNA, 4645 nt
Organism: Brachypodium distachyon (stiff brome)
Lineage: Eukaryota; Viridiplantae; Streptophyta; Magnoliopsida; Poales; Poaceae
Product: ABC transporter C family member 3
Exons: 12
Coding region: 514-4365 (1283 amino acids)
Biological process (GO): transmembrane transport
Cellular component (GO): plant-type vacuole; vacuolar membrane
Molecular function (GO): ATP binding; ATP hydrolysis activity; ABC-type transporter activity
Source: RefSeq, a predicted model, not a curated record